CAUUGGCGAACGCAUCUAUGGUGAGGUUGAAUGAGGCAUCUAUGUGUACAUGUACAUCUACGCGCACAGACGCUGGCUUUAUCAGUGUGCGAGCACUGAGCGGGAGCGCGCAGGAUUUAUUAUAUCAUUCAGGUGGAUUCUCCUGUAAUCACACAUAAACGAAUUCAAUCGUUUCAUCAUAAUCAUAAUCAUCAUCUCUCCUGCUCCGCGCGUGUAUGUGAAUGAUGCGCGUGCUCGUCUUCUGCACGGCGGUGUGUGUUCUGAAUGCCGUAGUGAGAUGUCUCCCUCUGCUGGAUGAGAAGGGUGCAGGUGACUGCAACACUAAAGAUGUCAGUAUGAGUACAAACAUGAACGGGCCAGGAACAGACUGUACUGCGGUAGAGUCAGAUGAUGUACUGAACACUGAGAGACACAAAGCUCUACUGAGAGAAUUACAGGAACUAGCAGAACCAGAGGGAGAGAGAAAGAGCAAGCGAGGAUAUGCCCGUGAUGAUUAUAAACAGAAAGGCAGAGAUGAAGAUGAAGAGUGGGAGGAGGAUGAAGAAGAUGAUGAAGGUGUGAUGGAGAAUGAGCAAAAUGAGAGAGAUCUGGAGGAGCUGCUGGAGUUGAGAGAGACACAGAGGACACGGGACGAAGAGAAACGACAACAGAUGGAGUCGGAGGAUGAGAGGAGCACAGAGCUGGAGCUGAUGAUGGAGGUGCAGAAGGUGGAGAAGGAGCUGAAGCAGCUGCUGGAGGAGCAGAUGAACGACACGCAGAGCUGGAAAAGAGAGCAGGAGAAACAGCAGAAGCAGGAGGAACUGCAGGAGCUGCUGAGGAAGAUGAGUCGGGCGCAGGAGGAAGAUGAAAAGAAGAAUCGGAGCAGAACCGACGGACAGACGGACAAAAGAGAGACGCUGCAGAAGAGAGAGAUGGAGAAGGCCAGCGAUGAAGCCACCCGACAGUUUGAGAGAGAAAGAGAGAGACAAAGAGAGGAAGAUGAAGAUGAGGAGCUGCUGGAAAUUGAAGCUGACUUGAGGAAGGUGGCAGCUGAACUUCGGGAACUACGCCACGGUUAAACACGUACACACAUUUAUAAUAGUUUAAAUAACCCACACACACAUAAACAAACUAUAAUCGCUUUAACUAACCAUCAACUUCUGUUUGUCUUAGAUGUGAAAUAAGAUAUUAUUCAUCUCGUAGUGAUGAUUUUACUGUCAGAGUGUUCAGAAAACCAGAAACAAGCCAUAAUGCAGUUCUUCAAGCUAAGACGCAUACAUUUGUGUUUUGAGCUUUUGUGUGUGUGUGUUUGGUUCUCAGUUGUUUAUUAAAGGGGACAUAUUAUGAAAAUCUGACUUUUUCCAUGUAUAAGUGCUAUAAUUGGGUCCCAUGUGCUUUUAUCAACCUGGAAAAUGUAAAAAAAAAACCCAGUAACUUAGUUUUGGUAAUCAUUCUCUGCAAGCAUGUGAACAAAUAGAUCAUUGAAAUUUGGCUCCCCUUGUGAUGUCAGAAGGGGAUCUUAUUAUAAUAAUACCGCCUUUUAAUCUGCACUAUCCAACCAUGACACAGCCAUUUUGUGCAGAGAGAGAGAGAGAAAAUAAUUGACUGCACAAUUGAGUUUCAACUUCAACAAACCACCAUUAUGGUGAUCAGUGUUUGCAUUAUCAGCUCUUGCAUUUUAAGGGACAAACCCACAUUUUUGCUCACACCUACAAAGUGUCUUAUAAUAAAUUAUCUGUGGUGUUUUUUAAGCUAAAUAAUAUCUUGGCAUAUGUACUCUUGGGACACCAAAGAUUUAUUUACAUUUAAUAAAAAGUCAUAAUAUGUCCCCUUUAAACAUAACUCACAGGCCACGCCCCUUUGCUUACAUCACACAGAUACAGACUGUUUGAACUGAAAUACUCUCAGCCGUGACUGCUCAUUCUAAUAAUUAAACAUUAAUAUUUGUGUAAUAAUGCAGUAAUGAUAAAAUACAUAUAAUCACAUAUAAUAUAUUGUGCACUUAUGCGCUCUUGACUGUUACUGUGUGCGUGUUUGCGCAUGCGUGCGU
Messenger RNA from Paramisgurnus dabryanus, 2029 nucleotides. RefSeq lists its product as uncharacterized. Lineage: Eukaryota; Metazoa; Chordata; Actinopteri; Cypriniformes; Cobitidae. The record is from RefSeq and is a predicted model, not a curated record.